Molecule: messenger RNA, 1485 nt
Organism: Pochonia chlamydosporia 170
Lineage: Eukaryota; Fungi; Ascomycota; Sordariomycetes; Hypocreales; Clavicipitaceae
Exons: 4
Coding region: 1-1485 (494 amino acids)
Source: RefSeq, a predicted model, not a curated record
AUGGCGUCAGAAGGAUUUGUUCAUGGGGCGCAGUAUUUUGGCCCCGGCGCAAUGCUAUGGAAGGCGGGAGCACCACUGAUUAAAGAUGUUACCCUCGGCGGAGUCAAGGCAGGUUACGGCUGGGUCACUGCCGAAUCUGACUACUUUGAUCCGGAGAGCAACACGUCAAAAUACAUCGCAUUAUCAGCCCAAAAUUCAGGAAAAUGGAAGCGUCUCGAAGUCCCAGAUUGUUUGUCACAGUACCUGUAUUGCAACGCUCGAACUAAAUUCCGCGACGUCGUAUGGGUUGUUGAGUCUCAAAAUUCUACUAGCAACUACAUGAUGGCUGGCAAUAAUAGCCUCGGUUGGAGUCGAUCUAAUAUGAUGCUACAUAUGAGCGAACCCGAGGAGACUAAAUGGAGCAAACAUGUACCAGCCAACGCAAGUAACUCCUUGUGGUUCGCAGCGAAUUCUGAAAAGUCAGGCACAAUGAGGAGCCACACCGGCCCUCCACACGCAUGUCGAUGGCACAAAGAGGGUGGAUCUUGGGCCUCCGCAAUGUCGAGAAGAGUUUGGAGGUGGAGCUAUCUGCUUUUUGCUUCAGAUAUAGCUUUUCUUGCUGCUGUAUUCGGAAUAGCACAACAGACGAACCCCAUCGAUUCUACGAAGCCAACGAUUUCGCAAAGCUUGACAAAUGGGAUCCUCGACCCAACUGGGGGUAGAGCCGACAGCCUGGUGCCAGCGGUACUGACUGCUAAUUUGCCACAGCUUCUUCUGUCUCUGUCUUACUUCAUGUACAACUCUCUAUAUACUCAGCUCUGUAUUGAGAAGGAAUGGAGCUCUUUCAGCACAAGAUACCGCACUCUCCGCGUUACCAGACCUCAGGGUCAACAGCGGUCGACGUAUAGAUUACAGCUCCCAUACCGAUAUAGCAUUCCGCUCAUCUUAGUCAGUAUUAUCUUACACUGGCUAGUAUCAAAUGCCCUAUAUGUCUUUAUUCUUGAAGGAGGUUAUUUCUGGACUGGCACGGGUUCUUCGUCAGAGGCACUGCUGAACCAGAAGCUGCCUUCGUUCCGAGGAUCAGGUAUUAGUGGAGAUGCUUACGUUGGCAUCGGGUACUCGACUACUGCAUUGUUGGCAUUGCUUUUCGCUGCAAUUCUACUCCCCAUUAUUCCAGUUGCCUUGGCCAUGCGCAAGACAACAGGUACCAUACCUCCAGGCGGUAGCAAUUCAAUGGUGGUGUGCGCAGCGUGUCACAUACACGUACCCGACUUGGUCGCCCCACAGCAGGAAGAUAGUGGUUCCGAAAACUUCUUUGAGGAAAGUAAAAGUGCAGAGGCGUAUCGUCUUGAAGUAUCCCGAAGUCCGAUCCGUUGGGGGGUUAUCAAGCUGCAUACAACACUGAACGAUGGCGGUAUCUACUCGAAAGUUGCACCAGGACAUUUGAGCUUUGGGACCAGGGACAGCGAGAUUACGGAGCCGGUGACUGGCUCCUGGUAUAAGUAA